AUGAAUAACCUGUCAUUCAGCACUUCUUUCAAAGAAUCACCUUUGUAUCAGUUCUAUCAUGACUUUGAAGUCUAAAGGAACUUUUAUCAUUAGCGUAAGAAAGAAAUAGAGGAACUUGUCAUAUUAUUCUAAGAUAGAGUAGAAGCUGAGAAGAUAUAUGCUGCUAGAUUGUAAAAAAUAGCUUAGAACAAAUUGAAAUCUAUUACUAUUGGAAAGCUUAGCGAAGAAAUAGAUGCAUUUAAGUUAGACUGCAAGUCUAAAGCAUUUCAAGCUGAAGAGCUAGCAGAGAAUAUGUAGCAUGAUUGUAUCAGUAUGCUGAAGGAGAUCGUAAAUAGGCAAGAGGAAUUAUCGUUUAAUUAGAAAAUGGAGGGCAGAAUAUUGAUAUCUAAUUUGCAUGAUUUUGAUACACAAGUCAAGCAGAAAGCGACUGCUUAUUUUAGAGCUGCCAAAGAUGCAGAGGAAUCUGUAGUUUACUAUGAAGAGAAUGCCAAGUAUUCAAUUGAACUCAAAUAUUAGCAGAAGCAGUUUGCUUUUGAACAUAUGAUUGGAAAUCUUAAAAAGGCUAAGGAAAAGGAAAGUUAAUACAAAGAAGUCAUUGACAAUGCUAAUAGCUAUCUUCUGGAAUUUAGAACAAAGAUUGAGUCACUAUGUGAAUAAUUAAAAUAGUUUGAAAGUGAAAGAUGUGAAAAUGUGCAUUCAGCAAUUAACAAAUUCGUGGUGUAUGAGAUGUCAGCUGAAAUGAACAAUAAGUAUGAUGUGAAUAACUUCUCAAAGUUAUUAGAGGAAUACAAAAAUGAAGAGGAAUUGAUGUGCAUUUAUAAGUAUCUCUUUCCAAAUUAUGAUCCCUCACAAAUUUUGCAAACAUAAUCACAUGAAGAUGAUGCUAACAAUUAAAAUGAUAAUAGAGAAUCACCAAGCAAAAAGAAAUAUAAAUUGAAUUUGAAGUUUCAAUUCGCUCCCUAUGAAUCAAAGAAGAUAAAUGUCUUCUAAAUAUAAGGACAUUAACUGACUCCUCCCAGAGAAAAAAUAACAUAGUAUAGCAAUAACCAAGAUCUAAUGAAGUUUAUCGUGAGCCGUAUUUUUACAGAAGUAUUACUACAUGAGGAAUACUAUUUAACCUUGAACAAAUAAUUCAAGACUCAGGAAGGAAGGACCCAUUUCCUUAACAUUCUUGAGAGAAGAUUCAAUCUUGACUCAAAGGUACUACUUGGGAAGAAUAGUUUUUAAAAUUUGAAGGAAGCAUUGGAUGUGUUCUUAUUUGAGUCCAACAAGGAAAAUGACAUUGAAAACGCUGCAAGAGUAAUUAAUUACCUCGAUGUAUUUUAUCUUAAGAAUGGAGCAGUGUAAACCAAAGAAAAUCAGAACAACUAGUACUAAAUUGAAGGGGCUUAGCAAAUAUCAAAUAUGCAAAGUGGCAGUUUAAAGUUUGCAAUAAAAGACCAUUCAAUAUGGAAGGAAGAUAAAGUGUGGAAGAAGAUGAUUCAAUAGGGUUUGGAGUUUGUCAAUCUAAAGAAUAGUCUGGAAAAUGUUUAAAAUAAAGAUGAAGAAACCAAAAGAGGUGAUGAGAUUGAUCAAGAAUAAGAAACAAAUACUUUAAGAUUUUAGGUGAUCGAAAAAGUAAUUAAUGAAAUGAUAGCGUUCCAGGUACCAUCGCCAGUAGUUAAAUUAGUACUUCAGGAAAAUGAACAUGUAUUAAGAAUUCUCGAAGCAUCAUUUUAAUCCUUGCAAGAAAGAGUUCACUAAUAUAUACUGAAGAGGGAUCAGGAAGCAUAACCAGAUUAGAAAAGAAAACCCUAAGCUUAAAAAGGUAUCCCAGAUUGGCUUUAAGAACUCUAUGAUCCAUUUGAGGGAUUAAUAAGCACAUCAAGUUCUUAACAACAAUUUUCUGCAAGAGAUAGUGUUGCUAGGAAUUUAGCAAUGACUUUCAAGGAUUUAAUCAAGCCAAAGUAGUCUUUCGGUGAAUCUCCUCAAUAGUAUUCUAGCACUGAUAGGUCUACUGAUAUAAGUAAUAUUGCAAAUAAUGAAUCCUUAUGA
Stylonychia lemnae is the source of this 2034-nucleotide messenger RNA. The record is from the annotation of a GenBank genome assembly. NCBI's taxonomy places the organism in Eukaryota, Ciliophora, Spirotrichea, Sporadotrichida, Oxytrichidae.